AUGGGCGCCUCCAACGAAGGACAUCUACAAGCAACUAUUCCACCUGAGCCCUCCCUUGAGUCAUUCAAUAUUAGUGAGGCUCAGUCGUCUGAGCUCUCUUGGGAUGGCGAGAACGAUCCUGAAAAUCCCUACAACUGGCCCGUAUCGCGGAAAUGGGCAUUGGCAUGCCUCGCCGCUUUCACGACAUUUUUGUCGAUGAUGAACGGAACGAUCAUAACGGUUGCACAUUUCGAAAUUUCAGAACGUUUCAAUGUGACCGAGACCAGUUUUCCAAACUCGUACUGGCCCGUGACCACAUGGGCUAGCGGAGGAGCUUGCUCUGCUUUGUUUAUUCUACCUCUGGCAGAAGAAUUUGGAACCCGUCCAGUGUUUUCUGCUGUCGCGCAGAACUUUGCUACAUUGGUAGUCACUCGCUUUUUUGCCGGCGGCUGCGUCGCAAUCUUGGCCAACACGGCUGCUGGGGUCGUCGGCAAUAUUUGGAGUACUGAAUGGUCGAGAUCGGUUCCAGUCAGUUUAUACAUUCUCGGCUACAUGGCAGGAAGUAGCAUGGGUCCCGUGAUGGGAGCUGCAGUUUACGAAUCCUUGGGAUGGAGGUGGGUCGGCUAUAUCCAGCUCAUUUGGUUUGGGGCCCUGUUUCCAGUCUAUUACUUCUUCAUGUACGAGUCACGCGGUGGGGCAAUCCUUGCGCGACGAGCGCGAGCAAUCCAAAAAUGCAAAAGCGGCAAUGAUUCCGAUUGUGAGAAGCAGAAAAAUCUAUCAACUACGAAGUUGCGCGACUUUGUCCACAUUGCAACCAGACCUGUGAUUCUAUUCUCGACUGAGCCAGUCUUGUUUGUGUCAACGGUAUGGUCUGCCUUCACAGUGGGCACCCUAUUCCUGUUUACGCAAUCGGUCGAGCAAGUUUUCAUGGAGCUAUAUGACUGGAACGUUUCACAGACUGGCUAUGUUCAGUGCUCAGUCGUCAUCGGAGAGUGUUUGGGAUGGGGCUUGAACUUCAUAUCUCGGAAGCUCUACUUCAGCUCUGCCUCACGAAACACCGAAGUCCCCGGUUCACCAAUUCCAGAAGCAAGACUUUAUAUGGCUGUUCUAGGAGGCGUCUUCGGUAUAUCAGGAGGCAUGUUCACCUACGCCUGGACCUCUUACCCGACAAUCCCGUGGAUUGCACCCGCCAUCAGUUUGGCCAUGGUCGGUGCUGGAAGUGUGUUGGUUGUGACAGGAGUAUCAGACUACGUGGUCGAUGCAUACAGUGAUUAUGCUGGAAGUGCAAUGGGCUCGGUUGCUGGCGGAGAGAACAUUUUCUCCGCCUUCUUACCUCUCGCUACCAUGAGCAUGUAUGGAAAUCUCGGACUCCAAUGGGCAAGCACCUUAUUGGCUUUCGUAUCCUUGGUGCUUUCACUUGUGCCGACAUUGAUGUUCUUCUGGGGGAAGGAGGUUCGCGAACGCAGCGUUUUCAUGAACACCAUGAAAGACACAGUUAAAAAGGGAUAUGAAGCGGCCUAG
Molecule: messenger RNA, 1500 nt
Organism: Penicillium salamii
Lineage: Eukaryota; Fungi; Ascomycota; Eurotiomycetes; Eurotiales; Aspergillaceae
Source: the annotation of a GenBank genome assembly